Hepatospora eriocheir is the source of this 660-nucleotide messenger RNA. NCBI's taxonomy places the organism in Eukaryota, Fungi, Microsporidia, Hepatosporidae. The record is from the annotation of a GenBank genome assembly.
AUGGAAAACUAUCAAGAGGAUGAAAUUUACUUUAAGAUAAGAAUGGUUAGUGAUAAACUUAAAAUAAAUCCCAAAAUAAAAGCAGUUGAUUCUAAAAAGUUACAGUUGAAAGAAAUUCCAGCGGCAAUCCAUGAAAAUGUCGAAUGUUUAGAUAUUUCAGAUAAUCUAAUAAAGAACGUAGUAACAGACAAGUUCAAGAAUAUACUAAUACUUGAUUUGGGAUACAAUUUGUUACAGAAUCAUGAUGACAUUAAAAAUAAAUCAUUGAAAGAGCUUUAUCUCAUGGCAAAUGAUAUUUUAUCAAUUUCUGAGAGUAUUGCAUUUCAUACGAGAUUAGAAAAAUUUGAUAUUGCUGCUAAUAGAAUAACAGACAUUAAAAAUCUUUCAUUGAUAUCUAAAAACAUUAAAGAAAUUUACUUGGGAGCUAAUAAGAUAACCGAUUUUAAUAUUGAUCUUAGUGAGUAUGAAAAUUUACACACUUUAGAUUUGCAGUACAACAAACUAAAAACAAUUGAUUUUAAUUUACUUCCAAUCAACCUUAAACAAUUGUUAAUAAACAACAAUAAAGAUUUAGUUGAAAUUAAGAACAGAGAGAAUUUAAAGUCUUUAGAAUUAUUUGAUAGUUCUAAUACUAAAUUAGAGCAUCCUGAGAAAUUUUAA